Messenger RNA from Apiotrichum porosum, 192 nucleotides. RefSeq lists its product as uncharacterized. The record is from RefSeq and is a predicted model, not a curated record. Bases 1 to 192 code for a protein of 63 amino acids. Lineage: Eukaryota; Fungi; Basidiomycota; Tremellomycetes; Trichosporonales; Trichosporonaceae. The transcript is spliced from 2 exons.
AUGCUACGCCCUACAAAGGCCCGAGGCAUUGACAUCCCCCCUCUUGCUGUUGGACAGGUCGGCAUUGCCACCAUCGUUCUGGAGAUUUUUAUGACCGACUGGAAGUUUGCGAACGCCAACGAAAUCUUCCGCAAGCGCUUCUUGGCACUCAUGGACUUGCACUGGAGCGACCUCCCCUCAGCGGGGGCCUGA